Uranotaenia lowii is the source of this 1583-nucleotide messenger RNA. Its product is annotated as eukaryotic initiation factor 4A-III. Lineage: Eukaryota; Metazoa; Arthropoda; Insecta; Diptera; Culicidae. The transcript is spliced from 3 exons. Gene Ontology annotation, cellular component: catalytic step 2 spliceosome; nucleolus. Gene Ontology annotation, molecular function: mRNA binding; RNA helicase activity; ATP binding. Bases 111 to 1313 code for a protein of 400 amino acids. The record is from RefSeq and is a predicted model, not a curated record.
CAUCGCACGCACGCAUUCAAUUUCGCUUCGAGCCGAGAGAAGGACGCAUUUUCCCAUCGUUUCGUGCUAAAAAAAAUCAAGUGAAACACUUUCCCCGAAACUACGGUGCAAUGGCAGGAAGACGAGUCCCGGCCAACGAAGACCUCUCAAAUGUGGAAUUCGAAACCAGUGAAGAUGUCGAAGUGCUCCCAACCUUCAAUUCCAUGGGCCUCCGCGAGGAGUUACUGCGGGGUGUUUAUGCUUAUGGUUUCGAAAAACCAUCUGCCAUUCAACAGCGUAGUAUUCUUCCGAUAGUAAAAGGCAGGGAUGUCAUCGCUCAAGCCCAGUCCGGUACCGGUAAAACGGCAACUUUCUCCAUCGCCAUCCUCCAGUCGAUGGAUACGACGCUGAGAGAAACACAGGUACUUUGCCUUUCGCCCACCCGUGAAUUGGCUGUCCAGAUUCAGAAAGUUAUUCUGGCGCUGGGAGAUUUCAUGAACGUCCAAUGCCACGCUUGCAUCGGUGGAACCAAUCUGGGCGAGGACAUCCGAAAGUUGGACUACGGUCAGCAUGUAGUCAGCGGAACACCGGGCCGAGUGUUCGAUAUGAUUAAGCGACGGGUGCUGCGAACUCGUUCGAUCAAGAUGCUGGUUUUAGACGAGGCGGAUGAAAUGUUAAACAAAGGUUUCAAGGAGCAGAUCUACGACGUUUACCGGUAUCUGCCGCCGGCCACUCAGGUGGUGCUGAUUUCCGCCACACUACCGCACGAGAUCCUCGAAAUGACGUCCAAAUUUAUGACGGAUCCGAUUCGGAUUCUUGUAAAACGUGAUGAACUGACGCUGGAAGGCAUCAAGCAGUUUUUCGUGGCCGUCGAGCGAGAGGAGUGGAAAUUCGAUACCCUGUGCGAUCUGUACGAUACACUGACAAUUACCCAAGCAGUCAUUUUCUGCAACACCAAGCGUAAGGUCGAUUGGUUGACGGAGAAGAUGCGAGAAGCCAACUUCACCGUGAGCUCCAUGCACGGUGACAUGCCCCAGAAGGAGCGUGACGAGAUUAUGAAGGAGUUCCGAUCGGGCCAGAGCCGUGUCCUCAUCACAACCGACGUUUGGGCUCGUGGUAUCGAUGUGCAGCAGGUGUCCCUGGUCAUCAACUACGAUCUGCCGAACAAUCGUGAGUUGUACAUUCAUCGUAUCGGUCGUUCGGGUCGAUUCGGCCGUAAGGGUGUGGCCAUCAACUUUGUUAAGAGCGACGACAUCAGAAUUCUGCGAGAUAUCGAACAGUACUACUCGACGCAGAUUGAUGAAAUGCCAAUGAACGUGGCAGAUUUGAUUUAAGAUGAUCUACGCUGUGGUAAUUGGCAGAAAAUUUUACAUCAUUCAAUAUUAAAAAACCUAUUUAACUGAACAUUUACUAACUUAGCAAAUAAGCUGAUUUAUGUGCACAGACUAUAUAGUACCGAAUUGGAAAUUUCGUAUUUCAAGAAUAGGGACAAGGAAGAGCACUUUUGCAUAGUAUCUUACCAUUGACUCAAAUGUGUAAGAUUGAUGGUAAUAAUAAAAUGAGAAUAUCAUUCAAUUCGAUAGAACAGUAAUAAAUUAAAGAGC